UUUCGAGUAUCCCAUAUUAUAUCUUGGAAUUGAUCUGGAUUUGUUGGAAAAGGAGAAGGACUCUGGCGGAUUCUUGUUGGGUUAUAACAAUAGAAGAUCUAUUUUCAAUAUCAAUGAGGAUGACUAUCUCGGGAACAUCAAUCCUAGAAACACUUCUACACCAUUUAAAAAGAGAGAAUUAAGAUCAAUAAGAGAGAAACUUCUCUGGCACAUGUCAAGACACAAUAUUCCCACGGAAGAAUUCCUUCGCAUAGAGUUAGUGACCACCCCAAAACUUUUGAACUAUGCAUUUAAUCCGGUCAACUUUUACUUUUGCUAUGAUCUACACAACUCUCUGAGUGUCAUAGCGAUAGAGAUCAAUAACACCUUUGGCGAAAAACAUUUGCACAUCUUGAACCGCGAUAACGACGCCGAUGACGCAAACAGGAUUGGAUACGACAUGAGCUUUACGGUAAAGAGAGCGUUUCACGUGUCACCAUUUAACGAUCGCAAAGGCACAUACAGAAUAUAUUGCAAGGACCCCGCGUCGGGAUACCUCAACUUGAGAUUUGUUAUGCACACGGAUUCUUCCAGAGGAGGGAUCGUUCCGGGCAAGAAAAAAUUUGUGGCAACGGCUAGAGGACAUUCCUAUAUUCUUAAUCGCCUUAGCGUCCUGUACGCUUUGCUCACCUAUCCCACGGAGAUUUUCUUGACGAUGCCUCGCAUACUCAAAGAAGCAUACAAAUUACAUUAUUACAAGAACUUGGGGAUUUACCAUAAGCCUGUCCCAAUCGAGGGAACCAUUGUGAAAUUGGAACCGAACUCAUUUGAUUUGUGGCCGCCCGUGAAACUUCAAUCUAACCCGAACGAGCCAUUUUCACCGUUCUUUCACAAUUCCAAACACAUAAUAUUGACUCUACAUAAUUACACAUUUUUCACGAACUUUUUGAUCAAUCAAAUCCCUUACCGAGCAUUGAUUUUGGGUUAUUUCGAGAAAGCGUGGGAUUGCAAUAAUUUACCGUUAUUGAUACAUUUUCUUUUUAAUCUCUCGAGGAGAGUGGACUACAAUAAUGGCAUCAACACAAUACACAGAGACUACAAACUUAAAUUAAGCAAAUAUGAAACAAUCACGGCGAUGUUGCGGAGGCGGUAUUGGCGCAAGGUAUUGAGGGAUGAAGAGUCUGGUGGUCUGAAAUCGAAAGUAGAGUUUGACAAGAUUUUGCAAAGUCUUUGGCCACCGAAAGGUGUCGAUCACGAUUUCGUCGCUUCCGUGAUGCAGGGUGAUGUUUGCUAUGACUUGAGAAUUGAUGGAGAGACCAACUCGCAUGAGAAUGUAGCGAUAGCGAUUCGAGAUUUAUUAGCGAUGGAUAGCGAAGGCAAAAUUGUGGCAUUAUUCGGAUACACCCAUUUAUACCUACUCACCAUCCCCUCAAACAACUCGAUAAGGCAUCUUUCACCAGUAAUAUCAAACAAACUGCACUUGCUCCCAUUUCCACCGCGUUAUAUCCCAUACGAGAACAAAGAGCCGAUAUUACAUCCAAUUGAUCAAUUUCUAUUUUCAUCCUCAUAUGCCGCCUCCGACAUAAUAAUAUCCACCGAUAAAGAAUGCGAUGAUGAGGUAAUCGCCUUGACCGCGACUAUCGCGAGUAAGGUGACAAAAACUUUGGAGAAGUUGAAGUAUAUUUGGAUGAUACUAUCGAUGACAAACAUGUAUCGAUUGGAUUCGAGAUUUUGGCAAAUGACCACCGGAUUCGUGGGCGGACCUAGCGGGAAUCCAUUCUUAUCCGAAAAGUGGUUGUGGGAAGGGGUUAUUGAUAUAUUGAAGAAUGGUGGUAAUUACCGAGAGGAGACUAGGAAUGCUAGGAUGCGGAAAAGGGAUUUCGAGCAAGGGGAAAAGGUAAAUGAGAGAGACGAGAAUUUGUUUGAAGGAUGGGAGGUCGUUUAUGAGCGUAUAGCCGAGAAGGAACACCUUCAACUCGCGACGACCGCUCCACCUACGCCAAAACCUCCAAUCGUACAUGUAUCAACAAAAAAUCCCAACAUAGAACCCGACAAACAACAGAGAUUGUGGUAUUUCAUGAAAUGUUAUCGAAAGGUCGUACUGUUUAGAGAUGAUUUUGACUCGGAACAUUAG
Messenger RNA from Acaulospora colombiana, 2113 nucleotides. The record is from the annotation of a GenBank genome assembly. Lineage: Eukaryota; Fungi; Glomeromycota; Glomeromycetes; Diversisporales; Acaulosporaceae.